Messenger RNA from Oncorhynchus keta (chum salmon), 4356 nucleotides. RefSeq names its product zinc finger TRAF-type-containing protein 1-like. The transcript is spliced from 5 exons. Bases 1045 to 2202 code for a protein of 385 amino acids. The record is from RefSeq and is a predicted model, not a curated record. Gene Ontology annotation, cellular component: nucleus. Lineage: Eukaryota; Metazoa; Chordata; Actinopteri; Salmoniformes; Salmonidae. Gene Ontology annotation, molecular function: zinc ion binding.
GGUAGCAUGAUGUGUCAGAUUAUGUCUAGCCGUGUCUAGGCAGGUGAUGCCCUUCAGGUGAGGUGCUCCAUUUUGUCGCAUAUCGGGUUCUGGUCACCUUUCAAGUCCAAAAUUCUACCCGGUCCCCCACACGCACCCUGCAGACCGCAACCGCGCAUGCGCACCCACUGUUUAAAGACCCCCCCAAGUCAUCUGCUACAAAAAAAAAAAACACAAAAAAAAACAUUCCACUGUUAGCCAAUCUGCGACGCAGCUCAAGGACUGUCAAGGGAGGCCAUAACAGCAGCUGGCAAAAAUAUUGACAGUUUAUCAAGCAACGAAACUCGGGAUUUGCUGUUUUUGUGACCAUAGCUGAGUAACACCGGUUAGGAUUGGAAGGUGCAGCCGAGCUAGGGUGUAGUGAAGUCGGGGAGAGAAGGAGGAGGGGAGGGUCCGGACAGAAGAAAAACAAAGAUGUCUGUGUAGUUCAACUAGGCAAAUCCUAGCGACCUGUCUGAACAUCUCUCUGAUUUUUUUCUCCAAAACUGACACGUCCCGGAGGUCCAGUGGAUAGCGAGCUGGCAACAGGAGAGGGGGAGAAGAAAAAACCGUUUACCGACCAGCCGAACCGGGCCGUUAUGAACGGCCGCUCAUGCGCUGUCACGGCAAAUAACUGCGACUUGACAACACAAAAACAUCUCUGACGGGUUGUUUUGUUCUAGCUAGACGAGGGCGAGGACCGGAGUGUUUUUAUGAGCUUGUUAGCUAUAGCAUGUAGCUAGCUGAAUAUAUUCUUUAAAACUGCCAGUCAACAGCGCUACAUUUCUAUACGAAAACGACCAUCAACAAAAAAAAAAAACUAUUUUGGAAAAUUACUAAAACGUCCGUUUGUUAAAUUCAACGCUUAUUGCGCAACAUUGCUUACUAACUAGCUAGCUAACUAGCUAACUCACUAGCUAACGUCCAUUCCGGCUGUCCUGGCUCUCCCUUGCCGAGCCUGGGGGUCGCUAAAUCUGCCAGCCAGCUAACAGGUCGCUCGAUUCCGCCUGACAAACACCACCCACCAUGUCCUCGAUGGAAGAGCGUGGUGAGGUGGGCGUCGCGGCGGCUCCAGGCUCCUCAGGCGGCCUGGGGGUUGGUGCGGUGGGGGCAGCUCUGGAGACUGUGGUCGGUGGGCCGUCAAUGCAAGAGGAGGUGGGCUUCCGAAGAGGAGAGGGACUCGGGCCCGAUUCGGACCCGGACGAGCCGCCGCCCAAGAAGCGGAUGAGAUUGCCGGAGGGAGAGUCGGGAAAGCUGGAAGAGAGGCUGUAUUCAGUGCUGUGCUGCACGGUGUGUUUAGAUCUGCCCAAAGCCUCCGUUUAUCAGUGCACCAACGGUCACCUGAUGUGUGCUGGUUGUUUCAUCCACCUGCUGGCUGACUCUCGUCUGAAAGAGGAGCAGGCCACGUGUCCUAACUGCAGGUGUGAGAUCACCAAGUCUCUGUGUUGUAGGAACCUGGCUGUAGAGAAGGCUGUGAGUGAGCUGCCCACAGACUGUCCCUUCUGUCUCAAACAGUUCCCUCGCUCCAGCCUAGAGAGGCACCAGAAAGAGGAGUGUCAAGACAGGGUGACGCAGUGUAAGUAUAAGCGGAUUGGCUGCCCAUGGAAGGGACCGUUCCACGAGCUACCGGCCCACGAGGAGGAGUGCUGCCAUCCCACCAAGACUGGCACAGAGCUGAUGGGCAUCCUGGGGGAGAUGGACCAGAGCCACAGCAGAGAACUAACCCUUUACAACUCUAUAUUCUCCCUGCUCUGUUACGAGAAGAUAGGCUUCACAGGUAGGCUAGAGGUCCAGUUCAGGCCGUACCGGACAGAUGACUUCAUCACCCGUCUGUACUAUGAGAGUCCUCGUUUCACCGUGUUGAACCAGACCUGGGUACUGAAGGCCAGGGUCAACGACUCUGAACGCAACCCUAACCUCUCCUGCAAACGCACCCUCUCCUUCCAACUCAUCCUCAAGAGCAAGGUACACACACACACACGCUCGCUCUCGACUCGCUCUCUCUCUCUAACGUUCACCCUCUUCCUUCUAGGUGAACUCGGCUAUAGAGUGUUCCUUUCUGCUGUUGAAAGGUCCGUACGACGACGUGAGGAUCAAGCCUGUGAUCCACCAUCACUCGUUCAGCAACGACACCAACGAGACAGACUACGUUCCCCUGCCCAUCACCGACUCUGUGGAGUGUAACAAACUACUGGCCGCCAAGAACAUCAACCUACGACUCUUCAUCUUCCAGAUCCAGAAAUAGACAGACGAGGAGGAGGAGGAGGAGGAGGACCGAGAGAGACGUGUAGAGGACGUGAGGGAGAGAGAAGUUUGAGUUUAAAGUGAGACACCACUGAUACCUCUUUACACACACACACACACACACACACACACACACAGCCCACUAGACCACAUAUUGAGAGAGUUAGGGAACCCCACCAUUUCAGGUGCUGCUUUUAGUGUUGCUUUGGAGACCGGAUGGUGUUGCUAGGGGAAUUCAUCUGUAUGGACUGAGGAGUUGUUACUAUGGGGGUGUUAGGGGAGAGGGGUUGUCGCUAUGGAGACAGGAUGGUGUACCCGUGGAGUUGAGUCGGUCUGACCUUUCACCCUUUGACCCCAGAGCCAAAGGUAGCUCAUACCCACCAAAGCAGGAUGAACCAUACGAGAGUGUGUGUGUGUGUGUGUGUGUGGUAUGAUACUCUGAGUAAAUGUGUGUGCGUAUGUGUUCCAAAGAUGUGAAUGUGAGCUUUUGAACUCUGUUGACCACUCAGCUAGUCUGUCCUAUAGAAUGGAAGGGUGGGUUACUUGUAUACAUACACUCUGACCUGCUCCUAGUCUGUUUGAUUAGGACAGCCGUCCAUUUUGUUCGGAGACCAACCCAGAGCAGAGCCAAGAUGGCAGUGUUUUGCAUGCUCCUUUUAGUUAGUCCUUCAAAAAUGAGUUGUGAUUUAUAUAUUUAACCUCAAAAGUUAAAUUAUACCUCCUUUUUUUUACAUUUAUUUUUAAUCCUGAAUAUUUAAAUUCCUUUGAACUUAGCCUUUUUUUUAGUUUGGUAUUAGUGUGGCUGUGCGCUCGCGUGUGUGUGCGUGGCGUUGCUCGAGUGUGUGUGUGCACGGCGUUGCUGGCGUGCGUUUGUGUUGAGACAGAUGCAUUUAGGGCCCUAGUGAUCACAUCCCUAUAAACAGAUACUUGCAUGGCCACACACACACACACACACACACACACACACACACACAUACAAUUGACAGACCUCUUAGGCCUGCUCAGAAACCAACAUCUGUGUGUGUGUGUGUGGACUCCUCUGUCUGCUCUGGUUGGGCCGUACUAGAACCGGAGAACCCAGAACCCUGAAACAGACCUGAAGGGAACCCCAGCUAGUGUGACAGACUGGGUUUGAAUCCGGUUUGUCUGCGUGCCACAAGACCGUGUUAGUCCUCUAAGCUAAAGCCUAGGGCAUUAUCUUGGGGAGGUUCCCCUGUAGUAGGGUGGUUCCCCUGUAGUAGGGUGGUUCCCCUCCGGAAGAUGGCAAAGAGAACCUGAACGGUCCACCGGGUCAAUCCUGUUUCACAGGACUACGGGCUCGAUUCCAUCCGCUUUAGCCAACAUCUGCAGAGUGGUUGUUUUGGCGGUCAAAUUCACAAGUAAAGCCGGACAUUCCCAUUGGCUGCACGGAGUCACAUUAACAGAAAUCCCAUGCAGCCUUGUUUACAAGUUCAACACUGGAAUGUGAGAUGUAGUCUACACUUUGAUUUAGGGAUGAAUGAAAUCUUCAUUUAGUUGAAUUAUUUUUUUUUUUUCAAUUUGAGCAUAAAUAUUUCCAUAUAACCUAAACGCUCUCGUUGUGAACUUCUGCAGCGAAAGAGUUUCCUGACAAAUGUUUUUUUUUUUUUUUUUUUGAUGCCUCAAACUUAAGUCCCACCGCCAAAACAUCCGCUAUGCUGGUGUCUACUGUCACCGGUUAACUCAUGAUCUGAUUGUCUAGACCGAGCUCAUGACUCUGGUUUUAAAUGGGGAGAAUCCUGGAUGGGACCUUUUGACUUUGGGAACUGGACAUUUGUGUGUGUGUGUGUGGGGGGGGGUCUGGUGCGUUACUAUGGUGACGUGUUUAGAGUGUUAGAGUUACUUGAAUGAUGCUGAGAUGACGAUGUUACUAAAAAGUAGAAUCUACUGUGAUGGCUCUGUCUCUCCUCCUGACCUAUUUAGGUUGAGUAUUUCUAUAGAUCUGACUCCUCCGGGCCUAUCUAGGUCUUGUAUUUCUGUGUUUUAAUGCUUUUUCGUCUCUAUGCCAAUAGACUCACUGACUCAUCUCACUAUGGCUGUACAUGUGCCUUUUAUUAAAGAUCAUGGAAACUGAAA